Molecule: messenger RNA, 1450 nt
Organism: Heterotrigona itama
Lineage: Eukaryota; Metazoa; Arthropoda; Insecta; Hymenoptera; Apidae
Source: the annotation of a GenBank genome assembly
AUGGUUCAGGUAUAUAUCAUAUUCAUACUGACAUCAUUAUAUUGUUUGUACUAGAUCUUUUGUAUUUGUAUUUAUAUCUUCCAAACGCGUGAUUAUCCAAGACUAAGAUUUUAUCUCAUCUCAUGAUACUCACGAAAUUGUCUUUUGACACCUCAUCGAUAUUAAUUAAAAGAAAUAAUUUUCCCAAGAUGAAAGGAACUCGUUCUUCGUUGUAAUUAAAUUUUACAUACAACGAUGAAAGCAUAAAAAAGUUUUCGAGAAGACAUUGGCAAAGCAGUUCCUUUAUUCUAAAAAACUUUUCUCUUCUUAUUUUUAUUAAACGAAUUUCUUCCUUUCUUCUUAUUUCAGAUUAAGAAUGUACUACUAUCUAUUAAAAAUGACCAUAACUAUUACAUGAACCGUCCAGAAAAUAUGAUUCUCCAAUAUUACGCUGUGCAAGGGAGUAGAAUUGGAUUUUAUUACGUUUGUAAGUGUAGAUCUGAAAAUGAAAAGAAAUGCUUAUCAUCAAUCGUGAAGAAUGUUUCUAUUCUAGCCUACGUUUACACGACAUAUGUAAUGUACGUACUGUUACCAACGGUGUCAUUGGUAAUUGACGAAAUUGUAUCCUCGAAUCAUUCUGAGGAUAAAAGCUUUCCAGUCGUUCUCGAUUACGGUGUGGACAUGCAACAAUACUUUUAUCAUCUGUUCAUACCUGUAUACAUAUCAAUAUUCAUGGUUGCCAAUGUGGUUGCUUCUUGCGAUACCACAUACAUGCUAUAUGUUCAACACAUCUAUGCUUUGUUUGCGAUUGUGAGUUAUAAACUAAAGACUAUACACAUUUUGGAUACGAAUAGCAGUAUAAUGAACUUAAAGAAUAAUCGUUUGUUCGAAAAGCACAAUAAUAUCGAAUUAUUAUCGAUAGAAGAAAAGAAAAUCUUUAGUGAAUUUGUGCUUUGCAUAAAAGCACAUCAGAAUGCAAUAAAGUUGGUGGUCUUGUUACUGUCCUGAAUUUAAAUAAUGCGGGCGAUGUGAUGCGAUUUGGAUCACUUGCAUUGGCACAAGCUAUACACAUAUUUGUUCUUUGCCUUCCUGGACAAAGACUACUGAAUCACAGUGAAGAAGUAUAUGCUGCUGCAUGCGAGGUAAUGUGGUGUAUAUUGCCCAAAAAAUGUCAUAAUUUAUAUAAAUUUUUACUCGCAAGAACUAUGGUAUUCAACAAAAUAACAGCUUUCAAACUAACCAUCAUGUCGAUGGAAACCUUUCUGGCGAUCAUUCAAACUGCAAUGAGUUACUUCACUGUAUUAUUAUCAACUACAUGAAGUGAAUACUGAAUGUAUUUCAAUUCUUGUAAUUUUAUUUAUAUUAUAUACUAUCAGGCCAUGUAAUGAAAUAAUGAUUUUCAUUGUUGAUACUGUAGUACUCAAACAAAAAGAAAUACACUUAAAGGUGGAUAAAUAUAUUUAUAUCAAUG